AUGGAGGAGGAGAAGACAGACCUGGAACUCUACUUGGACCAGUGCUUUGCCCAGGAUGCCCUUACCACAUCCAGAUCAGCCCUGCUGAGCCCAGCUGUGCCUUAUGAUGUGGACAUGCUUACCUCAUCCAAUCCAGAGAGUGCAUUUAAUCCCCAGCUUGAAGAAGUCACAGAAACAUCUGGCAGUUUCUCAGCUGUGGAUCUUAGCUUCUUACUGGAUGAGCUCUCCCAAGAAAAGAAAGACCAGACUGUCAUUAGGAGCAAGCAUGAAAUUGAAGAAAACUGUAAAACUCAAAGACGGCAAACUAGGCUGCCCUUACCCAGCCAGCUGGACACUGGCCUGGCCUUAGACAGCAGCAGUGGGUCAAGUUCCCACUCACACCUGCACCCUGCUGAUGGUAACUCAGCCCAGCCCUCUCCUGAGAAACCUCACUCCUUGCCUCUGGCGUCCAUAACUCCUAUGACACCAAUGGCCCCUAUUUCAGAAUGUUCUGGAAUUGUGCCUCAACUACAGAACAUAGUUUCCACUGUAAACCUGGCCUGUAAAUUGGAUCUGAAGAAAAUAGCUUUGCAUGCGAAAAAUGCAGAAUAUAACCCAAAGAGGUUUGCCGCUGUCAUAAUGAGGAUCCGAGAGCCCAGGACUACAGCCCUCAUAUUUAGCUCUGGGAAAAUGGUCUGCACAGGAGCCAAAAGCGAAGAGCAGUCUCGACUUGCAGCAAGAAAAUACGCUCGUGUGGUGCAGAAGCUGGGCUUUCCUGCCAGAUUCCUCGAUUUUACAAUUCAGAACAUGGUUGGAAGCUGUGAUGUGAGAUUUCCUAUCAGUCUGGAAGGUUUGGUGCUAACCCAUCAGCAGUUCAGUAGUUAUGAACCUGAACUGUUUCCUGGCCUUAUUUAUAGAAUGGUGAAACCACGAAUUGUGUUGCUUAUCUUUGUAUCUGGAAAAGUUGUUUUGACAGGUGCCAAAAAACGUUCUGACAUCUGUGAAGCAUUUGAAAACAUCUAUCCUAUUCUAAAAGGUUUUAAAAAAGCCUGA
Messenger RNA from Rangifer tarandus platyrhynchus (Svalbard reindeer), 1032 nucleotides. Lineage: Eukaryota; Metazoa; Chordata; Mammalia; Artiodactyla; Cervidae. The record is from the annotation of a GenBank genome assembly.